Molecule: messenger RNA, 873 nt
Organism: Pteronotus mesoamericanus
Lineage: Eukaryota; Metazoa; Chordata; Mammalia; Chiroptera; Mormoopidae
Gene: TMEM158
Product: transmembrane protein 158
Exons: 1
Coding region: 1-873 (290 amino acids)
Molecular function (GO): peptide binding
Source: RefSeq, a predicted model, not a curated record
AUGCUGCCCCUGCUCGCCGCGCUGCUGGCCGCCGCCUGCCCGCUGCCGCCCGCCCGCGGCGGGGUCGCGGACGCGCCGGGCCUCCUCGGGGCGCCCCCCAACGCCUCCGUCAACGCGUCGUCCGCGGGCGAGCCCGCCACCCCGCGGCUGCUGUCCUCGGCGGCUGCCGGGGCCCCCGAGCGGCCGGGCCCGGAGGAGGCGGCGGCGCCGUGCAACAUCAGCGUGCAGCGCCAGAUGCUGAGCUCGCUGCUCGUGCGCUGGGGCCGCCCGCGGGGCUUCCAGUGCGACCUGCUGCUCUUCUCCACCAAUGCGCACGGCCGCGCCUUCUUCGCCGCCGCCUUCCACCGCGUCGGGCCGCCGCUGCUCAUCGAGCACCUGGGGCUGGCGGCCGGCGGCGCGCAGCAGGACCUGCGCCUCUGCGUGGGCUGCGGCUGGGUGCGCGGGCGCCCGCCCGGCCGCCUCCGGCCCGCCGCCGCCGGGGCGCCCACCGCGCUGCCCGCCUACCCCGCGGCCGAACCCGCCGGGCCGCUGUGGCUGCAGGGCGAGCCGCUGCACUUCUGCUGCCUGGACUUCAGCCUCGAGGAGCUGCAGGGCGAGCCGGGCUGGCGGCUGAACCGUAAGCCCAUCGAGUCCACGCUGGUGGCCUGCUUCAUGACCCUGGUCAUCGUCGUGUGGAGCGUGGCCGCCCUCAUCUGGCCGGUGCCCAUCAUCGCCGGCUUCCUGCCCAACGGCAUGGAGCAGCGCCGGACCACCGCCAGCGCCGCCAGCGCCGCCCCCGCCGCCGUGCCCGCGGGGACCACCGCCGCCGCCGCCGCUGCCGCCGCCGCCGCCGCCGCCGCCGCCGCCGUGACCUCGGGGGCCGCGACCAAGUGA